UUUAUUUUCAAAUUGAAAUCCCUAAAUUAGAAAUGAAGUAGCGGCGCCUCCAUCUUUUCCUCACGGUUCUUCGCCAUUUCAAUCGGUCGCCGAAAUUCGCCGACGUAUACUUUCUCCUCACGCCGCUCUCUUUCCUCCGUCGUCUCCGGCGAAUCAACGCCUGUUGCAAGCACAAAUUAUCAUAUGCAAUGAGCAAGCUGAGGUGGAGAGGAAUAAGCCACGUCGACAAGUGUGACUGAGCUUGCGAUUUCAGUUCUUCCAUAACUGAAAUCGCAACAAGUGGUAUCCAGAGCUGUUCAUCCUCGGGCAUGACGGCGUCGGGAGCUACGGCGGAGGAACGUAUGGCGAUGGAGGUUGAUAGGAUAGGGGCACCUUCGGAGUGGGAGAGUCUAUGGGAGAGGAUUGGGGCAUCUGUCUGCAAAAUCCAGCGAGAACAAGAGGCGAAAUUAGAUAAGAUAUUGAAGUCACUUCAAGAUCUGUGCUCGACGACGGAGGCCAGGGAUGCGAGUUCCGGCGGCUGCAAAUCACACUUGGAGUUACCUAAAUUCUCCGACAAUCUGGAUUUUCAUAAAUCAAUCGAUGUUGAUCGAGCAAUUGUUGGGAGGAUCUGAUGAAGCAACCUAGCAGUGGGAGAUAUGAAGAAAUUGACACAGAGUUGAAGAUCGGAGUGGAGGCUUGUGGAAGAGUGCCGAAGGAAAUCAAGGAUAUUCAAUUUUUGUAGGUAACGGUGACUCCACUGCAGAAAACAAAGGAGAUGGAGAUAUUCACGUCUCUUCCUCACGACAGGAAAUCAACGGAGGUGAAGAAGGGGAUGGAAUUGGAGCAGGAUAAACUCAAAAAGAUUGAACGCCUAUCACAUGCUCGACAAAAUGUGCUAGUGAGUGAGCUGAUUGUGGGUUUACCUAUCUCAGCCCGCUAUAGUCUGUCAUUGUCGUGGCUACUCAACUGGUUUCCGAGGCCUACGGUGAAGCUUAAGUUCGUGGCUGAAUGUGAUGCUGAGCUCUAUGAAGGGUUUGAUGGUCGGAGGAAUGGGUUUUUGGGGUGUGGGAGAUUUAGCAUCUCCGAGGAUAGAGAGCACUUGGGAAUUCAAGGGGAGAAUGGCUAUGCAUUGGUGAAAAUGCAACCCGAUCAGAGGAGUGGUGAUCCACGGUAUUCAGCAGGUGUGUUUGAUGGAGUGUAUUACGUGUCAUAUUUUGGAGGUAAUGUGUUGGGAGAUGGCAGUUACCCUCUGGGAUCUAUGGUACCGGGUGUGUCGAUGGUCUCAAGGAAAGAUCCCUGUUCUAAGAGGAAAUCCUCUCCGGCUUCUAUAUUCACAUUGCUUAAGGAGACUGGUGGGCUUGGCCAUGUUCAUAUGGGUGAGAAGGUUGUUGCACUCGUCGUUAUGAAUGUAAUAAUGGUGCCAUUUGCUAUGAAAGUGAAGUUUCUUACUAGUUUAGCUAAUAGGGUCUUCGAUGGUGGCGGCAUGGAUGGGCCAUUCAUAUGCAUGCUCCACAUGGGAAUUUUUUGUUAUAUGAUACUUCACACUCUGAGUGUAGCUAUUAUCACAGUCGUGCAACGAUGCAACAUGGCAUCGCCAAGCGCUUUUGUGGAAUUCACGGAUGAGAUCGACACUCGAUUUUCAUUGUUCCUUGAGGACAAGGAAUUCUAUGGGGGGAGUAUUGACAGAAAAUAAAUGGAAGAUGCAAUGGAAAUCUUAUGGAAAGAGUAUGGCCGUGGAGGGAAAGCCGAUUAUGUAUGUGAAGGAUGUUCUUGCAAUUUAUGAAAAGGAGCUUGGCAAUUCCAGGAAUUUGUUCUUAUAUUUUGGUGCUGAUGCAAGGGCUAGCGAUAAUGGUAAGGUGAAGGGAAAUGAAUCGGAACAGUACGUUGCUGCAUUUUCAAAAUACAAGACUUGUUUACAAGCAAAGAAGCUUAUGGAAACUGAAUGUCUAGCAAAUGCUAGCCAAAACGCCCAAUUGAGGAAGCUUGCUGCCAUUUUGAGUGUGAUAAGGAAUUUGAAGCGAUUGUCAGUUAGAUAUCCUAAGCCAAUGGUGAAGAUGAAGUUAGAAUUGUUUUCGUUGUUGAAGUUGUUGAGAGAAGCUGAUAUGUUGGGAGUUUCGAGGAGAAAAGUUGUCUACCAAGGCGCUCAUGCUUGGGGGUUGGAGCAAGGACUUCAAGUGAAUGCAUCUAAGGCUCUUCCUUCUUCAACUAAGGAGACUAUGGCAGUUGCUGAUGUUCUAAACUCAGCACUUGAUGAAGAGAUAGCCCAUGAUUCAAAAGUCAUGGUGAAGGGUGAAGAGGUUGGCAAGUACCAUGAUGCAAAUAAGCUUACAAAAGGGCUUCUUGACAAGUUGGUCCAGAGGAGAGGGGUGCUGGAUUCUGGAAUCAAGUUGGUGCAGUAUAUUGCAGUUCAAGGCCUUUAAUUGAGCCUAUGACAUUUCCCUUCUCAAUGCAGGCUAUUGAUCACCUUGUUUCUGUUGGUAAGAUUAAGUAUUGGACUUGUCUUUGUGAUUCCUUGAGGACAAGGAAUAUUAAAGGGGAUGGAUUGUUGCAAGCACAAAUUAUCAUAUGCAAUGAGCAAGCUAAGGUGGAGAGGAAUAAGCCACGUCGACAAGUGAGUGUAAUCUUCUAGUAUGAGCUGGCAGAAUUGUGCUGACUCAGCGAGAGAGUGCAGCUAUAAAUAGAAGGCAAAGGGCAGUUGUUAUUGAUUCAUGAAAAAUGUGUGUUAGCUUGCGAGCUAGGGUCAUCGUGAGAAUCCGGUGAUCCGGUGAUUCUCCGUUGAGCUCGGGCUGAGGAUCGUGGAUCCGAAGCACUUCUAUCUUAGCUUAGUUUGCAUUUCAUUAUCGUUCAAUUCCUUUGUUCUUAUUUGAUCAUUUGAAUCUAUCAAAUCAUCCGUAUUACAUUCUGCAAUUGGUGUUAUUAGUUGAUUACUUAAGUUCUCUGUUUUUGUAUAAAUUGUGGUGUUGAUCUUGUUGAUUUGGUAUUGAUUGGUGGCGUUGUGGUGUGGAUUGUGGAGUUGUUGUGUCGAUUACGCUGUGGAUCUUGCGUAGGUGUGACUGAGCUUGCGAUUUCAGUUCUUCCAUAACUAAAAUCGCAACAACGCCCACCGUGACCCCUUUCUCCUCCGCGAAUUAAGUGGUGGAGAGGAGGCGUCGCCUCUCUCCCACAGCGUUUCCCUUGGUGAGCAGUCGUUCCCGGCGACCGCCUUUCGCUGAUGCUCCAGCGGUGAAGUCACCAAAUCGAGGGGAAAGGCGUCGCCUUUCUCCCUUCGUCUUUUUCUUCGUCGAGCGUGGAACUCAGGUUCGUCAUCGCGCCUACGCCGUCAGCCUCGGUGAGUGAAGCCGCUGACCGCCCCGCCUCUGCUGCAUCAGCACUCGCUUCAUCGCCGGACAACCUAAAGCUAAGUUCUUUAUACAACUUCUUUUAAUUUUUUUGGCAGUAGCUUAUGUUUUGAGAUGAAGUCUUGUACAUGCUAAUGUUGUGGGAAUCUAUGGAGCUCUAUGUUCUCUAAGUUCUUGGCUAAACCGUGUUGUUCUACAAUGAUGCAAGAGGGAUUUGUUGAAGGGGGUUACCUCUAGAAAUUGACUGUAGCUUGAAUCUCUAGUUUCCAACAUUCUCAAAGUCUACUCUCUCUUUGAAGCUCCUAUGGGUGUGGGAGUUGUCUGCAAGAACUCUGCAGAAACUCUACUCCAAGCCCUCACACUCUCAAACUUUCCAUUGUGGCUGAAAUUUCAAAGUAUAUGAGGGUGUUCAACGGUGGUGUUGAGGGGGUUUUAUUUAUAGACAAGAGUGUGGUGUACUUGGGAGGAAUUAAAUGGUGUCCAGUCUCUUUGUUUUCAUGCUGCAGAAAAUCUCUUACUUUCUUGAUCCUCACUACUUUUGAUUAAUGAAACUUGGUGUUAUGCUUGGUUCCAAAACCUUGCAUUGAUGUGCUUUUGUUUGUUUUUGAAAUGUACAAGAAGGUUGCAGGGGCUGUUUUGAAGAGAGGGUGUUGCAGGCAUUGACUUGCCCUUUUUGGGUAUGUCCUUAAUCUCUCAUUGGUAAAGGAAGGUGGAACUGCAAGUCUCGGCUGCCACCUUGCUGCCUUGGGCCCGACGGGCUGCUCGAAACGGGUCGCAACUUGGGCUUAAAGAGGGAGGCCCAAAGUGCAUAAAUGAAAUCCUAGUUUCCUUCUCAUCGCUUCGUUCAAACAUUUGUAAUUAGAUGGUAGUUCAUUAUGUAUGUAAGGUAUUCGAACGCCUUUGGUUCGAAAAUAACUUUUCUUGAUUC
This is a messenger RNA of Salvia hispanica, 4245 nucleotides long. The record is from RefSeq and is a predicted model, not a curated record. Lineage: Eukaryota; Viridiplantae; Streptophyta; Magnoliopsida; Lamiales; Lamiaceae.